This is a messenger RNA of Malus domestica (apple), 3628 nucleotides long. RefSeq names its product putative disease resistance protein RGA4. NCBI's taxonomy places the organism in Eukaryota, Viridiplantae, Streptophyta, Magnoliopsida, Rosales, Rosaceae. The record is from RefSeq and is a predicted model, not a curated record. Gene Ontology annotation, biological process: defense response to other organism. Gene Ontology annotation, molecular function: ADP binding; protein binding.
UGAUUGACUUGGAAUAAUCAUACAAGCUGGAUACAAGAGAGGCAACGAUACAAACCAUUCUGCAUUUCUUCUACAUCAUUUCUUCUAUUUUGCGGAGGCUGAAAAAAUGGCUGAAGCGAUCAUUUCCACGCUACUGGAUCUGCUGGCUUCAACAGUUUACGAGUACGUUGGCGGAGAGGUGAAACUUGUUUUGAAGGCCAAGCAAGAUGUUGAAGAAUUUGCUCGCAAUCUCAGAGCUAUUCAAGCCGUUCUCGAAGAUGCAGAGCAAAGGCAAGUCAAGGACGCCAGCGUGAGGAACUGGUUGGAACAGCUCAAAGACAUAUCCUUCCAGAUGGUGGACGUGCUGGACGAGUGGAACACUGACAUUCUGAGACAACAGGUUGAGAAGCAAGAACGAGAAGGUGAAAACGCUCCUGUUCCUGAGAAGAUGAAGGUAAUUCUCUCUGUCUCUGUCUCCCCUUGCUGCUUUUGUUUUGGCAAAGCCAAAGAGUUGAUUUCUCGCCAUGACAUUGCGAGUAGGAUAAAAGAUCUGAAUGGUAGGCUAACUAAGAUUGAUGAGCAAAGUAAAAGGUAUGGGUUUCUACACACAGAAAGAGGCAUUCAACAAUUACCUGAACGGCAGAAGACUUCGUCUAUUGUCGUCCAGUCAGAGGUAUUUGGUCGAGAUGAGGAAAAAGACAUUCUGAAAACAAAGUUGUUGAGUGAUGGUGGAGAAGAUCGGAGGGGGCUCCUUAUCAUCCCUAUUCUAGGGAUGGGGGGAAUGGGAAAAACAACUCUAGCCCAACUAGCUUAUAAUGAUGACAAGGUUAAAGCCUAUUUUGAAAAGAGAGCGUGGGUUUGUGUCUCGGAUCCUUUUGAUGAGAUUAAGAUUGCCAAAGCUAUAUGCGGUGAUAGUGCCCCAAACUCAAAUGAGUUGGAUCAUGUCUUGCAACAUAUGUCAACAUCCAUCGAGGGCAAAAGGUUUCUCCUUGUCUUAGAUGAUGUGUGGACCCACGACCGUGAAAAGUGGGAAAAAUUAAGGGCACCACUAAUCCAAAAGUGGUGCUCUGGUAGUAGAAAUUUUGGUGACCACACGAAAGCAUGAGGUCGUUGAUAUGAUGAGAGCAAAAUAUGAAAUGAUCAAUUUGGGAGGGUUGAGGGAAGAAAUAUUGUUUAUCAAUCUUUCAAUCGCAUGGCGUUUGAUGAUACAGAAGUAGAAGAGUCCAAGGCAUUUGAAGAUAUUAGUAAGGGAUAUUGUGAAGAAAUGCAAGGGCUUACCUCUCGCUGCAAAAGCAUUUAGGUAGUCUCAUGUACAAUAAUAAAACACGGAGGGAAUGACUAGAUGUCUUGAAUAGUAAGAUAUGGGAUCGAGAAGAGGUGGAGCAAGAAGUUUUUCAACCACUUUUUAUAAGUUAUUAUGAUUUGGCCCCAGCAGUCAAAUGUUGCCUUUUGUAUUGUGCUAAUUUUCCUAAAAGAUUAUGAGUUUGAGAGGGAUGAAAUUGAUUAAUCUUUGGAUGGCACAAGAUUAUCUUAAUUCAAAAGGGAAUAAAGAUGAGGGAGAAGUUGGUCAAGCAAUUUUUGAUAACUUAGUAGCACGGUCUUUUUUUCAAGAUUUGGAGAAAGACAGUGUUAGUGGUAAAAUUACAGGUUGCAAAAUGCAUGAUAUUGUUCAUGACUUUGUGCAAUCUCUCGCCAAGGAACGAAUGUUUGAUCACUGAGGAUGUUGACAGUGAAAUAGAGGGUUUGGGUGAAAAGGUUCGUCAUUUGACCUUAACCUUUAGGUCGAAACGUGGUGAAGUCACUGCCACUCCCACCUUCUAAUGCAUAUUACAAUUGCAAAAACCUACGUUCACUCUCAUAUUUUGGUUCAUCCAUUGCUAAGAUAGACUCAAACUUUAUUCUACAAUUGAAAUGUCUUAGGACAUUAAAUUUGAGUUGGAGUGGCAUAAGUGAAGUCCCAAAGGAAAUUGGUGAAUUGAUACAUUUGAGGCAUAUUGAUUUGUCAUGGAAUCGUGAUUUGAAGAUAUAUUGCCGGAUGGUAUCUGUGAGUUGUACAAUUUGUAUACCUUGCGCCUUUGUUAUUGCAGGUCAUUUGAAAAAUUACCUGAUAACAUGGGAAAGUUGAUUAGCUUAAAGCACCUGUAUGUUGAGAAAUGUGAUAAGCUGGAGUACUUGCCAAAAGGGAUUCGGAGAUUAAAAAAAUUGAAAAGAAUUGAUGCGUGUGUUGUGGUUUGUGGUGAGGAUGAGAACAGAGCAGCAUUACAAGUGGGAGAUCUGAGAGUCUUGAACCAUGAGGGCAGUCUCAACAUAAAAUUGAAGGGGAAUGUGAAAGAUGAGAGAGAGCUUGAGAAAGCACAGUUGUGGGACAUGGAAGAAACUCUUUUCAUCUCGAAAUUGAUUCUGAGGAUGUUCAAUACAAGCAGACAAGAAGCACUGUAGAAAUACUGAAUGGGCUACGACCGCACGAAAAUCUGGAAUCUAUCUAUAUUUCUUAUCAUUCAAGCACCACCUGUCCCAAUUGGAUCAUGUCUUUGCACAACUUAAGAAUCAUCUAUCUAUUUCAAUGGAGUGAAUGUCAGUUUUUGCCUCCUCUUGGGAAAUUGCCCCACCUUGAAAAGCUGACUUUGAAUGGAAUGGAUAAGGUGAAAAAGAUUGGUGGUGAAUUUUUGGGAAUAGUCGACGAAGAUGAGUCGUCAUUGAAAUCAUCAUCAUCCUCAUUUUUCCCAAAGUUGAAAGAACUUAAUAUCUUCAAUAUGUUAGCGUUGGAAGAGUGGGAAGUAGGCGUGGAAGGGUGGAACAAAGAGGAUUCUGAAAUUUCAAUCAUGCCAUGCCUUUCCUCUUUAGAAAUUCAUUACUCUAAAGGCAUAAAAACACUGCCAGACUUCCUCUGGAAAACACCACUGCAGGAACUUAUCAUUGAGGAUUGUCAGAGUCUUUCAGAGCGCUAUAAUCAAGACAGUGGAGAUGAGCGGCCCAAGAUUUCUCACAUCCCAAACAUCAAAAUCUUAUAAUCCUUAAGAAUUCAGAUAAUCUUCAAAGGACAUGAACAACGUCGAUCAAGUGGUGACUCGCGAGCUAGGCAUAUCUAUUAAUCUUCUUUGAAAGUUGCUUAAGUUUUCGCAGAAAAUAGUAAGACUUGGAGCAGAGGUGAGCCAAAUUAAAGAGGGUCAAUUGAGGUUACCUUCAGAUUUCUCAUAAGGGAUUCUGUAGAGCCUAAAAGCGUGAUGUCGACCAUCAACAUACCACUACUGAAGCUUCCCCACAAAUUUUGAUCAUCUUCACCUAAGCCAUGAGAAGUUGCAGGCAUUGGAAAGUGAUUCCUCAAAGCAUUCCUCUGGACUCCUCAUUGCUUGGACCUGCGCUUAAUGAUCCUUCAUGGCCAUUUUUCAAUAGGUCAAAUACAAUCACGUGAACAGGGGAGCUAACUGCAUUUCACAUAGACGUAGUUUGGUUUGAGGAGCUUACAUGAUUGUACAUCUCCUUGUAAAGGAUAGUCAUACUAUGUAAUUUUGGCGUGUAGAGUUCUUUCUCCUUCGAUUGGGUUGAAAUCCCCAACAAUGUUUUUACUGAGGUCCCUUUCAGUGGUGCACCCCAUCGUCUCUUGUACAUAUUCUUCCAUAACGUUAAUGAAUAUCAUACUUCUUUCCAA